Molecule: messenger RNA, 8931 nt
Organism: Rhizophagus irregularis DAOM 181602=DAOM 197198
Lineage: Eukaryota; Fungi; Glomeromycota; Glomeromycetes; Glomerales; Glomeraceae
Source: RefSeq, a predicted model, not a curated record
AUGUCUUUAGAUACCCUUAGAAACGAGAUCCUUUCAAACUCUGACGAGGAUCGAGUUCAAGUCAAUCAAAGAGAUUUAAUUGAUAAGAUUUUAGCUCGAUACUCUUGUAAAUUUGUAAUAUUCCGAGAAUUAAUGCAAAAUUCUGAUGAUGCGGAAUCAUCAAGUGCUAAAAUUAUGUUUAAAACCAAUGGCAAUAAAAUUACAAGAAUAAUAUUUAAAAAUAAUGGAUUCGCUUUUAGACCUGAAGAUUGGGAGCGUUUAGUGAGAAUUGCUGAAGGAAAUCCUGAUGAACAAAAAAUAGGAGCUUUUGGCGUAGGAUUUUAUUCAUUGUUUGCUGUUACAGAAAAUCCAUUUGUUACUUCUGGCGGACAAGGCAUGGCUUUCUAUUGGCGUGGAAAACAAAUAUACACGAAACGAGGACCAAGGAACGAUGAUGAUGACAAAGGUUGGACAACAUUUUUGAUGGACACUAGGGAACCCUUAAUGAUACCAAAUAUUGAAGAACUCUCAAAGUUCUUGGUCAAUUCAUUGGGGUUUACGGAUAACCUUAAAGAAAUAUCAAUGUAUAUCGAUGAUAAACUGGUAACAAAAGUAUCAAAGAAAAUGCAAGAUCCGGAAUCAAUUGAUAUUACAUCUAGGUUUAAUACAUUUUCUUCAAAAAAUAUGUUUAAUCUCACAUCGGUAGAACUUAGAUGUGUCCAACUAGACGUUGAAAGAUUACUUCUACCAAAAAAAAUAAAUAUAAAACAUCUUCGCUCAGAUGAGUAUAAUAUGGAGGAAGCUUCUGCAAUAUUUAGAAUUGCCAAAGGAAGUUUGAACGUUAAGAUUAGUAAAGAAUUUUCCGCAAAAAUGGGACGAAUAACUAAGAAAAGUCCACCAAAUAAUACAUCCAUUCAAAUGAUUUUUACUGAAUUCGAUGAACGUAAUACAUCCAAAGAUUAUUAUAAUAAUCUUUCUCCUAUAUUUGAAGAUUUAAUUUCAUAUCCUGAACAAGGAAAAAUAUAUAUUGGUUUCCCAACUAAUCAAACAACCGGUUCUAGUUCUCACUUAGCAGCUCGUGUGAUUCCUACUAUGGAACGAGAGUUGAUUGAUUUUGCUGAACAAACAUUAGCUGAAUAUAACAUUGAAAUGUUAUGUCUAGGAGGAACAUUGAGCAGAAUUUUAUACGAAUAUGAAAUGGCUCAAAUGUCGAUCUUCUGUAAUGAGACUAUCAGUUCUGAUAUUGAAAAAUAUGAAGAAUAUGAAGAAACAAAACAGCCUAAAAAGCGUGCACCUGAGCCAAAAACGAAAAGAUCGUUAUAUAAAUGGCUUACAAAACGUUUCAAAUUCAGUAAUCAUGCUAAUUACACUUCUACCUUGCAAUUAACAUCUUCUCACCGUCAAUUGUUUGAAAAAUGGGCAGCACAUGCGAUAGCACACUUUACAUACAAUGCAAGUACUCCAAAUGUACGAGUUUCCGAAAUAGCAGAAAAACAAUUUUUUAAUUGUUUGGAACAGAACUUGCUUAUUUUAUCAACAAACGGUGUCCAUCCAAUAACUGAUGUUCGCUUACCUAAUCCAGAAAUGGCAGGAUUCAUAAAGACAGUUCCACUUGUUCCAAAAAAAUUGUUGGAACAAUGUGAAAGUUUUUUUAAUAAAGCCAAAGGUGCAAAUCUUAUAACAGAGUUAAGUUUUGAGGAUGUUCUGGUUGAACUAAAAAGUCGAGCACUUUCUGAAGAAGAAAUAAUUAAACUUUUGAAAUGGUGGAUUUCUUAUCUAUCAAAUGGAAAUCCAUAUGACACGCGGCUUUUGAAAUUUACACAAAUCGGUGAUAGUUCUCAAACUCUAAAUACAAUUAAAUUUUAUUUGAAUCCACACAAAAUUUCCUCAGAUUUUGACAUUCCAUUUGAAGUAAUACCAUAUAAUAUUUCUAAAAAUUUCACUCAGCAAGAGCUUACGAAUAGUUUGAAAUGGAAAGAAUUACCAUUGGUUAAUUGGGCAAACUUUAUUGUCAAUGAUCCUGGAUUAGAAACAGAACCUAAAUUUGCUGAAAAAAUUCAUCAUGUUUUGGCAAAAAAUUUAGAAAGUAUUCCACAACAAGAUAAAGAAACUAUUCGUCUAUCAUUUAUUGCAAAAAGAUGUAUACCAACUAAAUUUGGAAUGAAAUUUCCCAAUAAAUCUUAUUUCGAAGAUGUAAAUCUAUUUCCUAACUUGCCAACGAUAAAAUUUCAAAACUCAACGUCGGGUAUUAAAUAUUUGAUGGAACAUUUUGGAGUUCGUAAGGUUGUAGAAUUAAAACUCAUUCUUGAACGACUUGUCAAUCAAGAAGAUUGUAACUUUGUUGGAGUUGUAAAAUAUCUUGCUUCAAUAUAUGAUGAACUCAACGAUAAUGAAAAGAAUAUAUUAAAAAAUGAAUCAAUAUGGCCUAAAGAAGAUUUAUUAGGUUUACCAACAACUAAAAAAAUUCAACGUUUUAUUGCCAGAGAUUUAUAUGUACCUAUAAGAUCACUUCGUGAACUUGGUUUAUCUAUAAUUGAUUGGAAUGCAGAAUGGUCUAAUAGCUCAAAAGGAGGAAAAUUUUUAAUUGAAUUGGGUUUACAAGAAUAUCCCAAACUCGAAACAAUUCUUAACCUGGCGGUACCUUCAAAUGAUCCUAAAAUUCGAGAAUUAGCUCUUAAAUAUUUUAUUGAUAAUUAUGAUAAAUAUUCUGUACAUUACAAACCCGAUGAAAUUAAUAUUGCAUUUUUACCUUGUUCAAAAUCCAAUACUUACGCAAAACCUUCAGAGUGUUUUACUAAUGAUAGAUGUAUGAUAAUGAAUUUCAAAGUUGUACGUGAAGAUUUACGUUCUAAAGCAGAAAAAUUUGGUAUUCAACAACAUCCCAAUCAUGAUAAACUCGUAAAGAGGUUAACUGAGAAUCCACCACAAGGUGAAAAUAACGCAAUGAAAGUUUUUGAAUAUUUGUAUUCACGACAACACGACUUUACCAAUGCUGAUUGGAAUAUUCUUAACAAUUCCGAAUUUAUUCCAAUAAAAAAUGAGAACAUACAUAUAAAACCACGUGAUUGUUUCUUUAAACUUAAGGAUGAAAAAUUGAAUGAUUUUUUUCUCUGUGUUGAUUUUGGAACAAAGGCCAAUGAAUUUCUGUCCAAAUGUGGUGUUAAAAAGCAAACUUCUAAUGAUUUUGCCGAAAUAAAAGUUGAUCCAUCACAUAAAUUAUGGAAGUUAUAUGUAGAAAAAUAUCCAGUCAUCCUAGAAAACAUUAAUCCAAACCUUGAAAAAAUUCUCAACUUGGCAGCUCCUCCUACCGAUCUUAAAUUACGUACAAUGGCUCUUAAAUAUUUUAUUGACAACUUUGAUAGAAAAUACGUUGGAGUUUACAAUCCAGGGAUGGUCAAUAUUGCAUUUUUACCUUGCUCAAAUUCCAAUGCUUAUGCAAGGCCUUUGGAUUGCUUUAUUAAUGAUGAAUGUAUGAUAAUGAAUUUCCAAAUUAUACGUAAAGAUUUACGUUCUAAAGCAGAAAAAUUUGGUAUCCAACAAAAUCCUGAUUAUACAAAACUCACAGAAAAGUUAAUUAAGAACCCACCACAAAAUAAAAAUGAGGCAAAAAAAGUUUUUGAAUAUUUGAAUAAAUUUAAUCAUAAUUGGAAUACACUUAUAAAUUCUCAAUUUAUUCCAAUUCAAGAUGAAAAUAGUCCAAACAACAAAUAUAUCAAACCAAAUGACUGUUUCUUUAAACUUAAAGAUGAUAGCUUGAAUGAAUUCUUUCUCUGUGUUGAUUUUGGUACAAAGGCCAAUAGAUUCUUAGCUAAAUGUGGCGUUAGAGAACCAUCAUCAUAUGAUUUUGCCGAAUUAUCAGUUGAUCCAUCACAUAAAUUGUGGAAUUUAUAUGUGGAAAAAUAUCAGGUCAUCCUAGAAAAAAUUAAUCCAAAUCUCGAAAACAUUCUGGAACUGGCAGCCCCUCCCAUUAAUCCUAAAUUACGUGCAAUGGCUCUUAAAUAUUUUAUUGACAACUUUAAAAAAAAAUACGCUAGAUAUUAUAAACCAGAAGUAAUCAAUAUUACAUUUUUACCUUGCUCAAAUUCUGAUACUUGUGCAAAGCCUUCGGAUUGCUUUAUUAAUGAUGAAUGUAAGAUAAUGGGAUUCAAAAUUAUACGUGAAGAUUUACGUUCUAAAGCAGUGGAUUUUGGUAUUCAUCAAAAUCCUAAUAGUGCAAAACUUAUAGCGAGGUUAACUGAGAAUCCACCAAAAAGUGAUGAUGUGGCAAAAAAAGUUUUUGAAUAUUUGAAUACACAACAAAAAGAUUUUGUUAAUUCUGAUUGGAAGAAGCUUGAAAAUUUUAAAUUUAUUCCGAUUCAAUAUGAAAGUCAACCUAACAAACUUUUUAAUCCACGUGAAUGCUUCUUUAAACUCAAAGAAGAAAGCUUAAAUAAUUUCUUUCCAUGUGUUGAUCUUGGUACAAAGGCCAAUGAAUUUUUGGCUAAAUGUGGCGUUGGAGAACCAUCAUCAUAUGAUUUUGCCGAAAUAUCGGUUGAUCCAUCACAUGAAUUGUGGAAGUUAUAUGUAGAAAAUUACCCAGUCAUCCUAGAAAAAAUUAAUCCAAAUCUCGAAAAAAUUCUCAAACUGGCAACUCCUCCUACCAAUCCUAAAUUACAUGCAAUGGCUCUUAAAUAUUUUGUUGACAACUUUGAUAAAAAAUAUGUUAAAGAUUAUAAACCAGAAAAUAUUGAUAUUGCAUUUUUACCUUGCUCAAAUUCUAAUUCUUAUGCAAAGCAUUCAGAAUGUUUUAUUAAUGAUGAAUGCAAGAUAAUGGGAUUCAAUAUUAUACGUCAAGAUUUACGUUCUAAGGCAGGAGAUUUUAGUGUUUGUCAAAAUCCUAAUCGUGUAAAAUUCAUAAAUAAGUUAAUUGAGAAUCCUCCAAAAAAUGUAAAUGUGGCAAAAAAAGUUUUUGAAUAUUUGAAUACACAACAAAAGGGUUUUAUUGAUUCUGAUUGGAAGAUGCUUAAAGAUUUAGAAUUUAUUCCAAUUCAACAACACAAAUUUAUUCCAAUUCAACAAUACAAACUUAUUAAACCACGUGACUGUUUCCUUAAACUCAAAGAAGAAAGCUUGAAUAGUUUCUUUACAUGUGUAGAUUUUGGUAUAAAGGCCAAUGAAUUUUUGGCUAAAUGUGGCGUUAGAGAACCAUCUUCAUAUGAUUUUGACAAAAUAUCAGUUGGUCCAACACAUAAAUUGUGGAAUUUAUAUGUAGAAAAAUAUCCGAUCAUACUAGAAAAAAUUAAUCCAAAUCUCGAAAAAAUUCUCAACCUGGCAUCUCCUCCUACCAAUUCUAAAUUUCGUGUAACGGCAAUUAAAUAUUUUAUUGACAACUUUGAUAAAAAAUAUGCUAAAGUUUAUAAACCAGAACAAAUCAAUAUUGCAUUUAUACCUUGCUCAAAUUUCGAUGCUUGUACAAAGCCCUCGGAUUGCUUUACUAAUUAUAGAUGCAUGAUAAUGAAUUUUAAAAUUAUACAUGAAGAUUUACGUUCUAAAGCGGGAAAACUUGGUGUUCGUCAAAAUCCUAAUCGUGUAAAACUCAUAAAUAGAUUAGUUGAGAGCCCACCAAGUAAUGCGAAUGUGGCAAAAGAAGUUUUUGAUUAUUUGAAUACACAACAAGAAAGUUUUACUGAUUCCGAUUGGAAGAAGCUUGAAAAUGUCAAAUUUAUUCCGAUUCAAUCUGCUAACAAACUUGUUAGACCACGUGACUGUUUUCUCAAACUCAAAGAGGGAAGUUUGGAUAAUUUCUUUCUAUGGGUUGAUUUUGGUACAAAGGCCAAUGAAUUUUUAGCCAAAUGUGGCGUUAGAAAGCCAUCUCCGUAUGAUUUUUCCAAAAUAACAGUUGAUCCAUCACAUAAAUUGUGGAAUUUAUAUUUAGAAAAUUAUUUGAAAAUUUUAACAAAAAUUAAUCCCAACCUUGAAACAAUUCUUAACCUGGCAGCAAAUCCAAUUUAUCCUAAAAUCCGGGAGUUAUCUUUCAAAUAUUUUGUUGAUAAUUUUUAUAGUAAAUAUUCAAAAUUUUAUGACCCAGAAGAAAUUGAUGUUGCAUUUUUACCUUGCUCAAAUUCUAAUUCUUAUGCAAAACAUUCGGAAUGUUUUAUUAAUGAUAAAUGCAAGUCAAUUGGAUUCAAAAUUAUACGUGAAGAUUUACGUUCUAAAGCAAGAGAUUUUGGUGUUCGUCAAAAUCCCAAUCGUGUAGAACUCAUAAAUGGGUUAACUGAGAACCCACCAAAAAAUGCAAAUAUGGCAAAAGAAGUUUUUGAAUAUUUGAAUACACAGCAAGAAGGUUUUACUGAUUCUGAUUGGAAGAAGCUUAAAGAUUUUGAAUUUAUUCCAAUUCAACCUAACAAACUCGUUAAAUCACGUGACUGUUUUCUUAAACUCAAAGAAGAAAGUUUGAAUAAUUUCUUUCCAUGUGUUGAUUUUGGUACAAAGGCCAAUGAAUUUUUAGCCAAAUGUGGUGUUAAAAAACCAUCCUCGUAUGAUUUUUCCAAAAUAUCAAUUGAUUCAUCACAUAAAUUAUGGAGUUUAUAUUUAGAAAAUUAUUUGAAGAUUUUAACAAAAAUUAAUCCCAACCUCAAAACAAUUCUCAACCUGGCAGCAAAAUCAAAUUAUCCUAAAAUUCGGGAGUUAGCUUUCAAAUAUUUUGUUGAUAAUUUUUAUAGUAAAUAUUCAAAGUUUUAUAAACCAGAAGAAAUUGAUGUUGCAUUUUUACCUUGCUCAAAUUCUAUUUCUUAUGCAAAACAUUCGGAAUGCUUUAUUAAUGACAAAUGUAAGUCAAUUGGAUUCAAAAUUAUACGUGAAGAUUUACGUUCUAAAGCAGGAGAUUUUGGUGUUCGUCAAAAUCCUAAUCGUGAAGAACUCAUAAAUGGGUUAACUGAGAACCCACCAAAAAAUAAAAAUAAGGCCAAAGAAGUUUUUGAGUAUUUGAAUACACAACAAGAAGGUUUUACUGAUUCUGAUUGGAAAAAGCUUAAAGAUUUCGAAUUUAUUCCAAUUCAUAAAAAAAAUAUUGAUGUCGACCUUAUCAAACCACGUGACUGUUACCUUAAAUUUAAAGAUAAAAGGCAAGAAGUUGAUAAUAAGUUUCCAGAAAAAAAUUUAAACAAAGAUGAUGUUCUAAUUGCUAUUAAAACUGAUAGUGAAGGAAAUAACAGUUAUUGUUUAGCAACAGUAAAAGAAAUUUACAUAAAUGAUGAUAAAGUAUAUCAUAAAAAUCUUAAUCCAUUUACACCACCUGACAACUUGCGAGAUUUUUAUAAGAAACUUGGAUGUAGUUCGUUGCAUGAAUCUGUGACAAAAUCCGUGGUUCCAUAUGGUCCUAUUCGAAAAACUAAGUAUUCACGACAAUUACAAAGAAUAAUUAGAGAACGAGCGAGCUUACUCUACUUAAAUAAUUCUGAAGAACACAUUAGAAAAGAUGAAAAAUGGCUUCAAAAGCUAAAAGUUAGAGAGAUCGAAUAUAUGGAAACGAGUUAUAAGUUAGGAUCCAUUACAAAGAACGAAAGAAAUGAUAUGACUACCAAUAUUUCUCAAAAAAGCACGAUUUCAUGGAUUCUUUAUGUGACACCUAAUUCUAAUCUAAUUGAUAUUUCACAACAAUUAGUCAAUCAUAUUUUCACAUCACAUUAUCAGAAUAUUCCUUAUUUUAACACGAUUUUAACAGCACCUUUAUCAAACUUAAAAAAUAUGGGAAUAAUUCAUCCAAAAUUACAAAACGAUCAACCACCACAAAGUACAUCAAAUACAUUUUCAUCAAAACUUAAUGAAUAUAUUUCUUCUGAGAAUACACGAGAUUUACGAAACUUUUUACAAGUUACCAUAAAAUCUCGCUAUUCUAAUUCAGAAAGUAAUAUUAAUAGUAUUAAAACUUGUAUCGAUGAAAAUAAAAUUAAUUACUGUGAAACUAUGCCUGGUUAUUCAAUGCACUGUGUUGGAAAUUUACAAAAGAUUGAACUUUACGUCUCUACUGACGUCGAUCAAUCAGAAAUCUUGUCUCAAUCACGUAUUGCCCCAUUGAGCCAAUUCAUAUAUAUGUUAAAAGAUUUAGCGGAUGUUUUUAAAGUUACACCAAAAGCUAUUCACAUAUUUUAUGAUAAUAGCGUAAACUCAAUUGCAUUUAAUCGUGAUGGAGCGUUAUUUUUUAAUUUAAAAUUUUAUCUUGAAUUACACGAACAAAAAUGUAAUACUAAACCAACGAUUGACGCUAUGACUUUUUGGUUCACGAUAUAUUGUCAUGUAUUGGCACAUAACUUUAUUCAACUUCAUAAUUCCGAAUUUGAAUUUUAUUAUUCGUCAUUCGCACAAACUUAUAUGCCGGACUUCAUUGAAUUAACGAAAAAACUAGGUGAUGUCGCAAGAAAAACCGUUAUUACUAUUAAAAAUCAUUCAAAACAAAUUCAUGAUAAACAUAGUGUAUACUUUUACUCUGGUACAUCUGAUUGGGGGAUUCCCGGUCCGGUCUCAAAUUGUGAAGGUUUGGUUUGGGGUACUCGUAAGACAGCUGGACCUGUAUCUACAGGAACUGUAGGAGUUUUUGUGUAUCAUAUCAAAGAUCAAAAUCAAUCUUUAGCCUUUAUGUGGAGCAUCCCAUUUGACUACAAUAUUUAUAGUAAUUGGUGGUCCAUUAUAGUUUAUGAUGGUUUUAUUGAGGCUAAUGAUGAUUUAUAUAGAGGGAUGUACUACUGCUCACCCAAUAAAGGAGACAGUAGUGGAGACAGUCAAACAUAUCAAGGAAACUUGAAUUUUGAUGAGCAAGUUAACGUAAAAUUAAAUGUAGGAGAUGUUGUAGAUGUAUUAGAAGAUAUUACACCACUUGGAAAUAUAUCUCAAGAUGCUACUGAUAUGGUUACAAGAGUAUCUUAUGCACGAAUUAAAGCAAUAAUUUUACAUCAAAAAGGGUUUCGUUCACAUUAG